AUGAAGUGGAACAUCUUCGCAGCGAUUGUAGCGAUCGCCGGCAGAGAAACUGCCGCUCAUGCCACUUUCCAGCAACUCUGGGUCGAUGGAGUUGAUAUGAUACGCUCGCAGUGUGCAAGACUGCCCCAAAGCAACUCGCCUGUCACCAAUGUGGCUGGUAACGAAAUCAGAUGCAACGUCGGAGGAACAAGCGGCGUAAAUGCCAAAUGCCCUGUCAAGGCUGGUGGAACGGUCACCAUUGAAAUGCAUCAGCAAAACGGCGACAGAAGCUGCAAGAAUGAAGCCAUCGGCGGCGCGCACUACGGUCCAGUCAUAGUCUACCUCAGCAAAGUCGACAACGCCGCCACAGCUGACGGUUCUGCUGGUUGGUUCAAAAUCUUCCAAGACGGCUGGUCCGCGAAAUCCGGCUCCGGCUCCGGCGACGACGAUAAUUGGGGCACCAAAGACCUCAACACCUGCUGCGGCAAGAUGGACAUCCCAAUCAGCAAAGACAUCGCCGAUGGAGACUACCUUCUCCGUGCAGAAGUCAUCGCUCUCCAUGCUGCUGGACCCUCAGGCGGAGCGCAGCUCUACAUGACGUGCUUCCAGCUCUCGGUCUCGGGCGGUACAGGGACGGCGAAGCCCGCCACAGUCAGCUUUCCCGGUGCGUAUAAGGCGACCGAUCCAGGUAUUGCUGUCAACAUCCAUUCGAAGCUCUCUGGAUAUACUGUCCCCGGCCCCGCUGUUGCUUCUGUCGGAACCACGAAGACGGCGGGUUCUGCAUGCAGCGGGUGCGCAUCUACGUGCGACGCAGCCAAGGGACCUGUUGGCACGGCGCUGCCUGUCUCGCCUGUGGGCGGAGGAGGUACGUCUCCUGGCACUGGAAGCCCGCCGUCGUGUACUGUUCAGAAGUAUGCGCAAUGUGGUGGACAAGGAUGGACGGGCUGCACCACCUGUGCCUCAGGGUCAACUUGCCAGGGUGUCUCGGCACCGUACUAUUAUCAGUGUGCUUAG
Colletotrichum acutatum is the source of this 993-nucleotide messenger RNA. Its product is annotated as fungal cellulose binding domain-containing protein. Bases 1 to 993 code for a protein of 330 amino acids. Lineage: Eukaryota; Fungi; Ascomycota; Sordariomycetes; Glomerellales; Glomerellaceae. Gene Ontology annotation, biological process: carbohydrate metabolic process. Gene Ontology annotation, molecular function: cellulose binding. The record is from RefSeq and is a predicted model, not a curated record. Gene Ontology annotation, cellular component: extracellular region. The transcript is spliced from 4 exons.